AUGGCGGCAAACGCGAAUCCGCAAGCUCGCAAUGGGAACAGCGCCAUCUUUUCUCCCUCGAUGGCUAAGGCCCCUACACACACAAGGCGGAUGUUGCAUACCUGCAUGAGGCAGCCUGGCGGGUGGGAUCCCUACAACACCCAACUACAGUGCUUGCCGGAUCAAAGCUGCUGCGAUGCCCGAGCUCACAAGAAGAGAGGUACACUGAGGGACAGCCGACCGAAGGACACGGUGCGGAACCAGCCCACCCUGACCAUCACCAAGCGAUUCAUACACAGGCUUAUCCAAGCGCCUGGCUCACAGCACAUGACACCACUCCCUACCCGGGAUAUACAUCGCAGCGCCAAGACGGAGCUACAGACCCAGCAGACAGCCACACUCCGCUUUAGUAUGGAACACCCCAAAGACAGCCUCUAUUCCUACGCAAGCCAGGGCAUAGGCUGA
This is a messenger RNA of Pelobates cultripes (western spadefoot toad), 444 nucleotides long. The record is from the annotation of a GenBank genome assembly. NCBI's taxonomy places the organism in Eukaryota, Metazoa, Chordata, Amphibia, Anura, Pelobatidae.